Larimichthys crocea (large yellow croaker) is the source of this 2382-nucleotide messenger RNA. RefSeq names its product par-6 family cell polarity regulator gamma b (gene pard6gb). Gene Ontology annotation, molecular function: protein binding. The record is from RefSeq and is a predicted model, not a curated record. Gene Ontology annotation, biological process: establishment or maintenance of cell polarity; regulation of cellular localization; centrosome cycle. Bases 330 to 1682 code for a protein of 450 amino acids. The transcript is spliced from 3 exons. Lineage: Eukaryota; Metazoa; Chordata; Actinopteri; Sciaenidae. Gene Ontology annotation, cellular component: cell cortex; apical plasma membrane; nucleus.
CGCGUCACAGGAUCCCAUUUUUUAGGAGGGCUGAUGUCAUUUCAAAACUUAACUCACUCCCAAGUCAACGCGGCGAGUCUCUCACCUCCUAUCCUCCCGCGAAGUCCUCUCUCAUGUCCGCUGGAGCACACUGAAGAAGAAGAAAACCCGCAGGAGGUGAAAUCAACUAAAGAAAACACUAACUUCUCCAGCAGAGACGAAGCAGGAGGAUUUUACAGCAGAAAAAAAAAACCCCACCGGGACCAGAGCCCCUCUUUCUGCGGGCAAAGGCGGCUCAACUUUUCUUUUUCUUUUUUUUUUUUUUAACCACAAAAAAAUAGAAAAAAAAAAUGAAUCGGAGCUUUAAUAGGUCUCAACCUCUGCGGACUGUGGAUUGUAACGCCGUGGAAGUGAAAAGCAAGUAUGGGGCAGAAUUUCGCCGGUUCUCUGUGGACCGUCUCAAACCCGGAAAGUUUGAGGAGUUUUACAAGCUCAUACUUCACAUUCACCGCAUCGCCAAUAUGGAGGUGAUGAUCGGCUACGCUGAUGUCCACGGCGAUUUGCUGCCGAUCAACAACGACGACAACUUCUGCAAAGCGGUGUCGACGGCUCAUCCGCUGCUCAGGAUCUUCAUACAGAGACAAGAAGAGGUCGACUAUGCUAACUUUGGCAACAACACAAUAACUCGUAAGAAGCGCAAUAAUGACGUCAACCGCAAGCGGCCACACAUCCGCAUCGGCAUGCCCCAGGACUUCCGGCCUGUCUCCUCCAUCAUUGAUGUGGACAUCCUACCUGAAUCUCACCGCCGUGUCCGACUUUAUCGUCACGGCUCAGACAAACCCCUGGGCUUUUACAUCCGAGAUGGAACCAGCGUUCGGGUGACGCCUCACGGGCUCGAGAAAGUCCCCGGCAUCUUCAUAUCACGACUCGUACCCGGAGGGUUAGCGGAGAGCACCGGGCUGCUGGCAGUUAAUGACGAGGUGUUGGAGGUGAAUGGCAUUGAGGUGACUGGAAAGUCCUUAGAUCAGGUAACGGAUAUGAUGAUCGCCAACAGCCACAACCUGAUUGUGACGGUCAAGCCAGUGAACCAGCGCAAUAACGUGGUCCGCAGCAGCAGGAUCUCGGGGAGCUCAGGCCAGUCAUCUGACAGCAGCGGGUCGACAGGUUAUCCAACUUUGUCGGUGGCCACAGCAGGGGUGCUAUCCUCUGGAGCACAUGGGUACCAAGAUGACCUAGAGAGUGAUGAGGAGACCGAUAUCGUCAUUGAGAGCAGCCUCAAGCGGCCGUCUCAGAGGUCCAUUGCUUCAUUGGCGUCCAGUGCGUCUCGCACACACCACCAGACGCCAACAACAGCUUCAGGCCCAGCGGCACCUCCAAGCCCUCCCUCACGUCCUUCAUCGGUGGUCUCCACUGUUUCCUUCCACUCCCAGCCAAGCCUCAACGGAGGGUCCAGCCACCACCACCAACACAGCAGCCUCAGCUACCAGCUCCACAGAGACCUGAACCUUCAGCACAACCCGCACCCACAGUCCCAGCACCGUCAUCACCAUGUACAGCCUUCGCAUCACAGCAGCAACCCAGCCCUCCGCCACAGCAACGGCAGCCUGCACAAAAUCCUCAGCUCCAUGAAAACAGACCCACGACACAGUCUUGCACUGCCCAGAGGAGGGGUGGAGGAGGAUGGCACGGUCAUUACCCUAUAAUACUUAUAAUCGGACACACACACAUACACACACCCACACACACCCACCCACACACACACACACACACACACACAUACACAUACACACAUAUAUACAUACAUACAUACAUACAUACAUACAUACAUACAUACAUACAUACACACACACACACACACACACACACACACACACACACACAUCCAAACUGCUCAGAGACUAAAACUGGAACGCCAGGCCGGAUAAAUAUGAGCAUGAGUGUGUUUUGUCAGAUACUAAUUUUGUAACUUCUGUUUGUUUUUACAAGAUAACUGAUAAUGGGAAGUUACAUACCAGGAAACAAGGAAAAUGUAUUGUAUAUAUUUCCUGUAUUUUUAAAGUUGUCUUUGUCUUACAUCAAAAGAUUUGUACGUAUGUAUGUAAUAAGCAUCAGAACAAACUGUUUUUAGGCGAGUCCACUGUAUCCUAGAGUUCUGAAUGUGCCUACAGCCUAAUAUCUUUUGCUAGUGACCACUCUUAUCAAGAUCCUUUUCAUUCUUAUUACUGGGACCAAUUUGGGUUUGCUUAUGGAUGUUUUUAAAGAGUAAAUCUAUAUUUCUUAUAUUCUGAUAAAUGCUGUGUAGAGUAUGAUUUUUUUAAUAGUUCUUUUAUGCAUUGAUGAUUGUGAUCAAAUCCUUGUAUCUGUUCCAAUAAAUUAUUCUAAGUCUCACAGAUUUGUGAACUA